This is a messenger RNA of Lytechinus variegatus (green sea urchin), 2239 nucleotides long. Its product is annotated as lipoma-preferred partner homolog. The record is from RefSeq and is a predicted model, not a curated record. Gene Ontology annotation, biological process: cell-cell adhesion. The transcript is spliced from 10 exons. The coding region runs from base 218 to 1525 and encodes 435 amino acids. NCBI's taxonomy places the organism in Eukaryota, Metazoa, Echinodermata, Echinoidea, Temnopleuroida, Toxopneustidae. Gene Ontology annotation, cellular component: stress fiber; focal adhesion.
CGAGAUCCUGUUUCAGUUGUAUUCAUUUACCUUACCUGCCAGCUAUCGUGACUUCGAGAAAACUCCCACAAACAAACGGAAUUUCAGAAAUUUGUGAGAAUUUUUUGAUGAUCGGUAUUGGCAUUAUUUUUCUGAAAUCAUCAAACCCAACUUCGACCGACAGAGCCAAGUGAACGAGAUUGACCACUGAAGGAGAGAUAAUCCUUGACCUGUUACCAUGACGACAAUGCAGCGGUUGAACCAGGAUCUGGACCAGUUGGACAGUCUCCGGGCCGGUGGGAACUUGCCCCAGAACGGACAGUACAAGCCAGGGUCCCUCUACACACAGAAGGUCACCACCACCCAAACGUUCUAUGGGACUCAACCAAAGAAGUAUGCCCCUGUCGUGGGUCCAAAACCCCGGAAUGCCCUGCCCCCAUCGGGAUCCAAAGGCGCACCACCCCCAACGUUGCCCAAACCUUCGGGUUAUUACAGACCAACAGCUUCUUCCAAAGGCCCGCCGCCCAUGCCGCCACCUAAAACAUCACAGCGCCACCACGAGCUCAGCUAUGUUAGAGGACUACCAUCUUACGCUCCAGUCGAUCUACCCCCUCCACCAUCCCCCGACCAAGCCUAUGGGGGUAGGGACGAUGCCCCUCUCCCUCCCCCUCCCCCAGAGCUGAUGGGAUCCAGCCCCCCAGCCAAGCCUUCUCCUACCAUGCAGACGUACAACGAGCCUCACCCAGCAGUCCAACCAGGAUACAGGCAACCAUCUUACAGGCAGCCAGCCGCUCCUACCCCUGGGCCUACCCCAGCAGCGAAGCCAUCCUACCAUGUUCCACAGCCUACCGACCAGCCUAUCAGUGCACCAGCCAAGUCCGGCGCUGAGGCGGAGAUCGAUGCACUCACAAACCUCUUGGUGGCCAACAUGGGGACGUCUUCGGAGCCUAAGGGAGAGUUCUUUGGUAUCUGUGCACGUUGCGGUACCAACGUCGAGGGCGAGAACAACGGUUGCACUGCCAUGGAACAGGUUUACCACGUCGACUGCUUCACGUGCGAGAACAACUGCGGUAUCAAGCUGCGCGGGCAACCCUUCUAUGCCUUGGAAGGCAAGGCCUUCUGUGAGCACUGUUAUUUCAACACGCUGGAAAGAUGCUCAACCUGCUCAAAACACAUCACGGACAGAAUUUUGCGAGCCACCGGUAAGCCCUAUCACCCCGAUUGCUUUACGUGUGUUGUGUGUGGCAAGAGCUUGGAUGGGGUCCCUUUUACUGUCGAUGCUACCAACCAAAUUCACUGCAUAGAGGACUUCCACAGGAAAUUUGCUCCUCGUUGCUCAGUGUGCCUUAACCCCAUCAUGCCCGAGGAUGGGCAGGAGGAGACGGUUCGUAUUGUAGCCAUGGACCGCAGCUUCCACGUCCACUGUUACAAGUGCGAGGAUUGUGGAGUGUUGCUGUCAUCUGAAGCCGAUGGAAGAGGCUGCUAUCCUCUAGAUGACCAUAUCCUCUGUAGAGAAUGCAACGGAAAGCGUGUCCAAUCGCUCUAAAGCAUCGUAACCUUCUUCAGGAGGCAUGUCUAAUCGCUCUAAGCAUCGUAACCAUCUUCAGGAGGCAUGUCCAAUUACUCUAAAGCAUACUAGCUGUCUGAAGGAGGCGUGUCCAAUUGCUCUAAGAAUAUUUACCAGUCCGAAGGAGGUGUUACUAAUCACUAAAGAAUAUUUACCACAACAACGGGGCAUGUCCGGUCAAUCAAAGAAAAGCCACUGACCCAAAAGAUAUUUGUCUGGUCACUGUAAGCAUAGUAGCCAUCCUGGAGAGGCAUGUCAAAUUUUUCUUACCAACCCAACAAGGUGGUGUGUAGUCGGUCUGAACUAUUUACUUGCCACAGACAUAACCCACCCUGCGCCGCAUUAGUAUAAGGUUUCAACCUUCAGAGGGGUUAACUGCAUGGAUUUUGCUAGUUCAGACGACCUUGGAACAAUCCCUGCAAAAAUUCUCGUAAGUUUGGCAGGUACCUACUAUUCAGCGGGUAUUUUCUUAUGGGGAAUAUUAUGCGUUCUUGCUUUCACACUACCAAAAUGACCUUGUACUUUCUGAUCGGGGCAGGUAGGGCAAAUAUCCCGAUCAGAAAAUACCUGGAACUAACAAAUGUUGAGGCAGUCUGAAACCACCAUAAGAGCAGUAAUCGUCCAAACUUGGCCUGUCAAGACACCCAGCAUAAUAACUAAACAAAAGGAGAUGUGCCAAGUCUCUUUGACAAG